Molecule: messenger RNA, 2318 nt
Organism: Epinephelus lanceolatus (giant grouper)
Lineage: Eukaryota; Metazoa; Chordata; Actinopteri; Perciformes; Serranidae
Gene: clk4b
Product: CDC-like kinase 4b
Biological process (GO): regulation of RNA splicing; peptidyl-tyrosine phosphorylation
Cellular component (GO): nucleus
Molecular function (GO): ATP binding; protein serine/threonine kinase activity; protein tyrosine kinase activity
Source: RefSeq, a predicted model, not a curated record
AACGUUCUGUCGGAUUCCAGAGAAGCUCGCCAUCUUGGAAGACGAACAGUCGGAGGCAUUUUUAAGUUUCUUUGUUCAUAGUUUUUAAUAUAACCGACAGAACUACUCUUUCGAAUCACAUUACUGUAAAAGAGAGGGUUGGAAAUUAGCCACAUCCAAAUGCUGGUGAAAUAUGCAAGUGGCUGCUAAAUUCGCUCACCAGCCAAAAACACAAUGAUGCGACACUCAAAGCGAAUGCGCUCCCCGGGUGUCUGGCUUGACGAGUACAGCUGGGAAGAGAGAAUGGAUUGUCGCAAGCGGAAGAAACACGAUUCACACAGCAGUGAACGAGAAAAUAAGUCCAGAAAAACUCACCGUCACCAGAAAACGUAUGAUGGGCAUUACUUGGAGACCCGCAGUUUGAACCAGAGGCUGGACUCAAGGGAGCGAACCCCUGGGGACCACAGUUUCGGCAUGGCCUGUGAGGAGGACAGUCGUGAAGGCACCUGCAAGGACAAAGACAGAGACUGGCAUCACUACAGCAAGUCAUCCGGACGCAGUGGUCGGAGUGGUCGCAGCAGACGAAGCAGCCGCAGGCACAGAGACAGAAGGCGCAGACGUAGCCACUCUCGCCACAGGUCGUCCUCGAGGAGGAGCCAUCAGCGCAGGAGCAGGAAAAGAUCCAGGAGUGUUGAGGAUGAUGACGAGGGUCACCUCAUCUAUCACAGUGGAGACAUGCUGAGAGCGAGAUAUGAGAUUGUGUGUACACUAGGAGAGGGUGCCUUUGGGAAGGUCGUCGAAUGCAUUGAUCACACUAAUGAUGGAGCUCGAGUGGCUCUGAAGAUCAUUAAAAACAUAGACCGCUACCGUGAGGCAGCUAUGUCUGAGGUAGAGGUGCUUGAACAGUUGAAGUCCCUUGACACUGAUAAAAGAUAUGCGUGUGUACACAUCCUGGACUGGUUUGACUACCACGGCCAUGUUUGUAUUGCCUUUGAACUGCUUGGCCUCAGCACCUAUGAUUUCCUGAAGGAAAACAACUUCCAGCCUUUCCCCAUAGAACACAUUCGGCACAUGGCGUAUCAGAUCAUCCGGGCUGUGCGAUUUCUGCAUAACAACAAGCUGACUCACACAGAUCUGAAGCCUGAGAAUAUUCUCUUCAUUGAUUCAGACUAUGAUAUGGAGUACAACUCUGAAUUGAAACGUGAUGAACGAACAUUGAAGAACCCAGAUGUGAAAAUUGUGGACUUUGGUAACGCCACAUAUGAACACGAGCACCACACCUCUGUGGUGUCAACGCGUCACUACCGUGCUCCUGAAGUCAUUUUAGAUCUUGGCUGGGACCAUUCCUGUGAUGUCUGGAGUGUAGGCUGCAUACUCAUUGAGUACUACCUUGGAUCUACUCUCUUCCAGACUCAUGACAGUAAAGAGCAUCUUGCCAUGAUGGAGAGAGUCCUGGGCCCCAUCCCCACACACCUCCUGCAGAAAACCAAGAAGCGGCGGUACGUUCAUCGGGGCAAACUUGACUGGGAUGCGCACAGCUCUUCUGGGAGAUAUGUCAGGAAACACUGCAAACCCCUCAAGCAUUACAUGCUGUCAACGUGUGAAGACCACAACCAGCUGUUUGACCUGAUAGAGAAGAUGAUGGAGUAUGACCCAGCCAAGCGCCUCAGUCUGGAGCAGGCCCUCCGUCAUCCCUUCUUCUCCUGCUACCGCAAGAGCACCAGCACCAGCAUCAGAAGCAGCAGCAGCACUAGCAGCAAAAAGGACUGAACUCCUCAACCUGUAAACCUCUGACCUGUAACCUCGGCCAGGACCUGGCUUUCACCAUGACAUGUAUCAUGGUGCACGGUGCCAGCCUCUACUUCCUGACUCUCCAGGAGAGGAGUACCUUAACUGACUGUAUCAGUCCACUGCCCUGCUUUGCUGUGUCCUGUCCCAAACUGCAUUUCCUCAUCACCUAAUAAUGUUUUCAUUUGUGGCAUGUUUUUUGUUGUGACAUAUCCCUCAAACUGAUUUCUAUUUAUUUACCUUUUUGUAAUUUAAUUUGUCGCUCCUAAACAUAAUGCUGGUAAGACUGUUUUUUUUUAUUCAUGAAUAGUCCAGUUGUGUCCAUGUUCUGUCUGCAUCGUAAAGUAGGUGAUGGGUAAUGUGACAGAUGGAGAACUGCAUCAGUCUCACCAGUAAUUUAUUCAGCACUGUCGUCGUUUAAAAAAAAAAAAGCUAUUGCAGGCAGAAAACUCUUGUACAUAGAAUUUGUUUAUUUCUUUUUUCACUGACUGGUUAUGUAACUUUUGCAGUAUCAUGUACAUUUUCUCAAUAAACGUGAACAGAUGACAGAA